Messenger RNA from Paramecium octaurelia, 600 nucleotides. The record is from the annotation of a GenBank genome assembly. Lineage: Eukaryota; Ciliophora; Oligohymenophorea; Peniculida; Parameciidae.
AUGACAGAGAGAAGAGUUGAAUUUUGCAGAGCACUUGGAAAAUUGGCAUUCCUCAAUACCCUCAUCAUCUACAAUUAAAAAGAGUACAUCAUCUACUUUCAACCUAUGGAGAGUAAGGGACGUUGCAAAAUCCAAGUCACUAAUGGCUUCGAUUUUUGGGUUGAGGAUUUCGAUCUCGAGAAGUUUGAGUAGAAACGCAAAAAAAGUGGCUUAGAAGGCACUUACAAUAGUUAUUUUGAUAUGAUGCAUCGAUCUAUCAGUCAAAGGAAUUUCGAGGUCUAUGUUGAUCAAACUCAAAAUUUCGUAUUGACUCUCUACUUCCAACUGAACAAGGGAGUCUCCUUAAAGGGCGAUUUCGAAUUGGGCAGACCUCUGCAUUUUGAUGACAUCAAAGAGUUCCAUUGCGUCUAUCGAUUGUUCUUGUUUGACAUUUUCAAGGCGAAAGAUCAAGAAAGGAUGAAGGCUGAGGUCAGUAGGAAGGGAAGAAGAAUGGAAGAAAGGGAAUCCAAGAAGUCCAUCUCUCAACCAAGAUAGGAGGAGGAGGAAGAACAAGACGAGGACGAAAGUGCUGCUCAAAGAAGGAAGAAGGUGCAAUUGUGA